UAGUAAAAUCCAUCAUCAUCAUCACAAUACCAUUAGUCUAAAUGAAUCGCCAAUAACUUUCUUAUGAUCUUUAAUCAGCGAUUUUCGGCAACCAAAUAGAUCUAACUAACAUCUGUGAUGUACCAUAGAAAGUAAAACUUCCAAACAUUGUCUGAUGUAUUUAAUUUUACCUACUUCAAAGACAUAAGUCCACACCCACUUCAGCCAGUGGCAACAUUUAAGAAAAUAAUACCAGAUGGCCGGAAAUGACACCCUUAUAUAGUAAAAUUUAUUAUCAGAAUAAAAAUAAAGCACCAAUAAAUUAUCAUGAUCUUUUAUCAGCGAUUUUCGCCAAUCGUAGAGAUCUAAAUAAUUUAGGUGAUGUAAAUUGGAAAAUAAAACUUAAAAACAUUGUCAUCACUUUACCCACUUCAAAGCCGUAAGUCCACAUCCAUCUCAGACCCACCAUGCUUAGGGUUGAGGUACAAACAUUUGGGGAAGUAGUACAUCUAGUUGACCGGAAAUGAAACUCUUAUAUAGUAAACUUCGUCAUCAUAAAUCACCAUUACAGUCAAAAUGAAGCGCGAACAAACUUUCGGCAAGUAUAGAUCUAAAUAAUCUGUGUGAGAAAUAAAACUUAAAAACACUGUCCUUACGUUACGGAUAUUAUUUGGAAUGUAGACACGAUAGGUUCCAACUUGUGUCUAAACAUGGGCAGGCUUGUUUUGGCGAUCAUUUAGUAUUAGUAUUUAUGAAUUAAGUAAUUUUAAACCCUUAUAUCUUUAUUGUGUAAGUUUUGUUAUUUUAAUAUUUAUAUAGGCUUUAAUCCGGGCAGCCCAUCGAGUGUUGAGGGGCGAUUGCUGCUCAUGCCCCGUCGAUACUAUCAACACAAAUUGUCAUGACAAAAGAAACACAAUUCCUGUAAUUACUACAUACUGUAUUGCCAUACUCUAAAAUCAACUAAACAUACCUUCAAAAAUGCUUAUAUUUUCAAAGGUUUGGGUGGAUCAUGACCGAACCUUCAUCAGAAACAUCGACCCUUCCAAUUCGUAUUGGCCUCUCCUCUCGGGGACAUCGCACGGACUUUACUUUUCCUAACUUCACCGGACUAUCCCUGGUCACUCGGCGAAGUUAUCGUAGCACGGUUUCGGAAGGAUACUUAAAAAUAGCCCUUGAUUUAUCGCACCUGUAAAUGGCCUCUCAGACUUAAAUUUUUAUAUGAUUUUCUUUUUUUCUCUAUUUCUUUUUUUUUUAAUAGGCCUAUUCUGAGAAAUUUAGGGGGAGGGCGAGACUGGGCUGGGCCCCCAUGAAUCCGCCACACAAGUUUAUUUUUUUAAUUUUGUCAUACCUCUAAAAUAAAUAUGGUCUUGGUAACGAUGAACAAAUAUCACAGUAUCUUCUUCAUGUAUGUCUUCUUCGUCUACAUGAGAAAUUCUAAACAUUUAAUACGAUUUGAAAAAGAUAAUAAAAUGAGAGCUUACAGAAAUCAUUCUGAUCAUAUUAUUACAAUGACCUGUCGCUACUUGGUUGACCGAUGCACAACUUUGUGUCAGGCGCGGAGUAAUUAAUAAGAUACAGAUUUUUUUUAUUACUUCAAAAGCUAGUUAAAAAAGGUGCUUAACCAUCUAUUUUCCACCUUUUCCACCAGUUUUUUUAAUAUUAUAUUCAGAAAAUCUGUAUCUCAUUAACCGUUCCCGAGUUCCCGGGGUUUUUUUUCGUUAACACCCUUGUGUCUUUAACCAUUCAGUUUAAAUAAUAAUAAUAAUAUGUCGCUCUUAUAUAGCGCUUCAUCCACAAUGCCUCUAAGCUCUUCAUUGGAUCAAACACAUAUGGAACACAUACUCAGGGAGAAUUCCAUAAUAUUGCAGCUAGUAAUCAGCGCAGUUGUGUUCGAACCUACGGUAGUACCCGCUUGUAUUCUCUUGGGUGGAGAGAGGCAACCGUAGAUAAAGUGCCUUGCCCAAGGAUGCAAGCGAUUUGCACAGCGAGAGUUUCGAACCCGCAACCUCGAGGUUGGGAGUCCAAGCCACAACCGAUGCGCCAAACGCUUCUACAACAUAUCAAACAAUUUUUCCUCCAUAGCCUGAUUUUUAAACGCUACAAUGCUUUCAUCAUCUCAAGUUAUUUAUUUUAAACUUUAUGAGCAUCAUAAGCAAAUACGAAACAAAACGUCUUGUGCCUGGCGCAUGAUACUUACACUCUAAUCCAACUAUUUUUAUCUUUUUUUAACUAAAUAGGUAUUUCCUCAUUGCAUUAAACAGUAUACGUACGUGCUGGAGAGCCUUCGUAUGCUAAAUCAUUUAAUAAUUUCCUCUUUCCAGAAUAAUAUUAUUUUUUUUCAGUUUAAAUGAUUAUUUCAUUCCUUUGGCCUUAUAAAUUAAACCAUAGUUUGAUUCUAUAAAUAAUUAGAUUCUGUUCUAUACUGCCAUCUAUUGUUUAUCUUGAUUUUUAUCAGCACCGCAUCUAGUCCAAACCAUAUCAGGGUAGUAUAUGUUGUAUGCUGUGUAACACUCUAGGGACACAGUACAGCAUGUUAAGUUUGCGUUGUUUAUUGAUGUGGUUCCUGGUGUGUGCCGUGACGGUAACGCAAAGUGAAACUCUAAGGAAGAGAUCCAUUCUAGAUAUAUUACGACUAUGUGGAGGCGAGUAUACAAAUGAGGGCGACGGUAGCGAUUAUUCAUCUUGGGUAAGGUUCUCAUCUUAUUCUGCAUUAUCAUAUGACGUCACGGAAUCAUCAUCAACGUCGUCAUCAUCAGAAGAAUCCAGAUCAUCAGAAAUCGAAAACGAAUCAUCGAAUUUUCCUUCUCGACCGGAUGUAAAUCCACGACCUGGCAUACCAUCUCGACCAGGUGUACCUUCACGGCCAGGUGUUGGUUCGCGCCCAGGUGUAGGCUCGCGUCCAGGCGUGGGCUCAAUGCCAGGCAUUCCUUCUGGUCCUGGUCCACGCCCGCGCCCAGACUAUCAUAGUCCGAAACCGACAGAGUUCCCUGGUCCUGCAACCGAAAAUUGCAUUGAAGAGUGCCCUCUAGUGUCGGACCCUGUGUGCGGAGUAGAUGGAGUGACAUAUUCGUCUGAAUGCGUCCUCCGAGUAGUAGCUUGCAUUACACAAGACGCUAAACUACGAGUAGCUUACAGAGGGAGGUGUAUAUUUUCAAACAAUGAUCCGGCACUUAUCUGCAACUUGGACUGUACCGACUAUAACAACGUCGUUUGUGCUACCAACGGAUUUUCAUUUAUCACUUACCCAAAUAUGUGUGCAUUUCAACGUGAAAAAUGCUUUUAUGAAAAUAACUUGCGAGUGGCCUACAAAGGUGAUUGUCAGAUAGUUCUAAGCUUGAAAAAGAAACAAAGAAAAUGUAAACGGCUUCGAAUACGUGACAAGUACAUCAAAGAAAAUUUGAUUUCAGAGUUUGAGUAUAAUUUUUUGUACAGCAAUGAUUAACUAAACGUCUUUAAAGAGACUUAGGCCUAUUAUCAUAUCAUUAUAUAAUUAACCUCUCUGUACUGUCAAUCGAACUCAACAACCGAAAACUUGUAAAAACAGAGUCAGAAGUGCAUUGCUUGUCCCAUAAACGCACGUGUUUGCGUACUUUUCCCCUAUUUUUUUUUUUUUAUUUUUUUUUUAUUUUUUUAUAGCAACAAUAAUCUAGAGACGAGGCUUAGUGGAAGGUUUCAUCACGCAAUGCUGGCCUUAGAAUUUAUUUUUUUACACUAAAUGUUCAUGAUUAUUAAUACUAUUGUUUCAAGAUUUGUGUUCAUGAAAGUGUACCGUACUUUCAAACAGUUAAUUGUUUGUUUGAUCCUUCAUUUGUUUUUAUUAAAAUCUAAAACACAAUAAUUAGGUCCUACUAGUAAAUCAUUAUUUUUUUUUAUAAUGAUUGGUAUAAUUAAUAUUUUUGGAAUAAAACGUAUUUGACAAGGUCGCAUGCUUUAUGAUAGGAGAACGAGUAAUUAAGUACCUACAAUGGGCUCAACUGGAAAUUACCCCCACCCAAUUAUACACAUAAAAACACAAAUACAAGCAUUUCAGAAUGGAAACAAAUAAGCAUAUUCAGCUUAAUAUAUCAAUACCAUCUUUUCCAACAGUACGUCGACCUGUGCUGUUUAAAAUGAAAAUGUAUACCACGCCUUUUAACAAAGGGUACAAGGUGUUGAUGCCGUUUUCUUUCUUCCUUUGUUAUUGUUUUGUCAAGACUAUCAAACUAUCAAAUCUUAUUUGACAAAAUGACUGUUGUAUGCCUAUAGUGUCAUGAUGUGCCUAUAUAUGGUCAUAAUGUGAUGUCAUAAAUACCAUAUUUAGGCAUGUCACAUGUUUUCGUCAAAUAACAUUUGAUAGUCUGGACAAGUCUUUAGAAUACAAUCGAAAUGAACAGCAAGGAUUUGAACCCCAACCUAAAGGUUUAUAGGUCAACUACUGCCCCAACGCUCCCAACAUUUAUACUGUGUCUAUUUCUCUGUAAAUAAAAAAAAAGUAUUUAUUU
Anneissia japonica is the source of this 4460-nucleotide messenger RNA. RefSeq lists its product as uncharacterized. The record is from RefSeq and is a predicted model, not a curated record. Gene Ontology annotation, biological process: anatomical structure development. Gene Ontology annotation, molecular function: protein binding; calcium ion binding; extracellular matrix binding. The coding region runs from base 2477 to 3421 and encodes 314 amino acids. The transcript is spliced from 5 exons. NCBI's taxonomy places the organism in Eukaryota, Metazoa, Echinodermata, Crinoidea, Comatulida, Comatulidae.